Scophthalmus maximus (turbot) is the source of this 5036-nucleotide messenger RNA. It is a transcript of the gene gcgra, whose product is annotated as glucagon receptor a. Gene Ontology annotation, molecular function: glucagon receptor activity; gastric inhibitory peptide receptor activity; peptide hormone binding. The transcript has 12 exons. The coding region runs from base 943 to 2250 and encodes 435 amino acids. The record is from RefSeq and is a predicted model, not a curated record. Gene Ontology annotation, biological process: adenylate cyclase-activating G protein-coupled receptor signaling pathway; cell surface receptor signaling pathway. Gene Ontology annotation, cellular component: plasma membrane. Lineage: Eukaryota; Metazoa; Chordata; Actinopteri; Pleuronectiformes; Scophthalmidae.
GCAUCACCAGUUCUCUUGAAUCUCAAUUUUGUUAUGUAUUUUUUGUUGCAUUCGUUUUAUCCAGAAAAAACAGGCAGUUGCAAUCUCAUUAAUAGCGCUCUGACAACAUUUUAUGACAAGGCACAUAUGAAAGAAAGAUAUUUUUAUGUAAUUUUUACACUUACGCAAAAGAAAAACUGUAUUUACCUUCAUGUUUAUGGCGUAAGGGCAGCUCUCCAAUCCAGGACAAUAGGGAAGGUUUAGGUCGCACCGUCACCAGACUAUGUCCCAUUCUCUGCUCAAACCAUUGUUUAAUCACACUGCUUGCCACGACUGCCGGUUGUUCAUUUACUAAACCACAUGCACACUCUUCUCUCGAAUCAUUCGCUUCAUCAGCAGAGAUUAACUUCAUGCCGGUCGGUGCCGUUUUGUACUCUGUUAGCAUAUGUUAUUCUUGAGGGACAGAUCGGGAGAACAUUGUUUUGCCCCAUCGUUCAAAAAGGCCUCUUCCAUCCCUGCGCGCAAAAACCAAUCCACCUCCACAUUCUGCAGCACUCCCACACCGUUCCUGUCACCACAUGAGCAUUACGGCAAAUUAGCAGGUGCAGAGGAGAUGGGGCAGAACACAUCAUACAUCCGAACAUCCAGCUGCCCAUACGGCAAAUGGCCAACACUCUUUACAUUCUCUAUUGAGAAGAUGAAAGGUGUGUUGUAAGCGGAAGAUCGUCGAUGGAGGACUCAAGAUGAAAGAUGUGAUAAUGAUUACCAGUAUCCAUCGCUUCAAAGACAUGCUGCCAUAUACCAUGACCCGGGGACCACUCCAGGACAUUCACUGCAGAGAAAGGCCUCGUGUGCAACAGGACAUUUGACAAUUACGCCUGUUGGCCUGAUGGACUCCCCAACACCACUGUCAGUGUGCCGUGCCCGUGGUAUCUGCCAUGGCACCAUGAAGUACUGCACGGUAUGGUGUAUCAGGAAUGUGAUGCAAACGGCCAGUGGUUGACGACGAAGAAUACCAGCGAGUGUGACUCCAAUAAUCCAAGUCAGCAGUACUAUGGCCAUAUUCGGAUCAUGUACACAGUGGGCUAUUCCUUAUCACUGGUGGCUUUGGUGUUGGCGCUUGGCAUCCUCAUAUGCUUCAGGAAACUGCACUGCAUGAGGAACAACAUCCACAUGAAUCUGUUUGCCUCCUUCAUCCUGCGAGCGCUGUCCAUCCUCAUCAAAGACGCGCUGCUGGUGGCCAACAUCACAUCUCAGGACCUCGGCAGGGACCAGGAGCAGGGAUUCCCCCGGGCAUCUUUGGCUCCGGUCGAGCUGCUGGUCAACAAUGACGUCAGUAUAACGGUUAGCUGUCGCAUCGCCGUGGUGAUGAUGCAGUACAGUAUCAUGGCCAACACCUACUGGCUGCUGGUGGAAGGCAUCUACCUCCACAACCUCCUGGUGAUCACCGUGUUCACGGAGAGGAACUAUUUCAAAAUCUACCUGUGCAUUGGCUGGGGUACCCCGUUAAUAUUCCUCGUGCCCUGGGUGAUGCUGAAAUAUCUGUAUGAAAAUCAAGAGUGCUGGGGGCAGAACAUAGACAUGAAUUACUGGUGGAUCAUCCGUUCCCCAAUUCUGCUGGCAGUUGUGAUCAACUUCCUCAUCUUUAUCUAUAUCAUUAAGAUUCUUGUGUCAAAACUUCGAGCGCACCAAAUGAGAUACACAGAUUACAAGAUCAGGUUGGCUAAGUCGACUCUGACCCUGAUCCCUCUUCUGGGUAUCCAUCAGGUGGUCUUCAUCUUUGUGACAGACGAAUCCACCAAGACCACCAUUGCCCUGCGUCUCACCAAGCUCUUCAUCGACCUCUUCUUCUCUUCCUUCCAGGGUCUCUUGGUGGCCAUCUUGUACUGCUUUGUGAACAAAGAAGUGCAGUCGGAGAUCCUGAAGAAGUGGAAGCGCUGGAAGCUAGGGCGGAACAUCGAGGAGGAAUACCGCCACACUUACAGCAAUACCCCCAACACCAAGACAGCUAGCCUGUUGAACCACGUCUCUCGAUUGCCCCACCUACCGGACAUCGCCAAAACCUCUGCUCCGGUCUGCAGUCCCGAGGAGAGGCACAUGCUCGUGGCGGGCUGCCAUAACGGUAUGGUCCACAGCAAGGGGGGAGUCCAGUGCGCCUCUCCACGGCACAAGGGAAACAUCAGCAACUGCACCCUGGUAGAAGACAUCAGCCUUACCGACAAGGUGCAGUGCUACAAGGCUCGGAGAGGGAACGCAGAGAGCCACCUGUGAAAGACACUUGGAAAAGAGAAGUUGGUGAGGAAACUUGGAGGGAGCGUUGAGUUCUCACCUGGCCCCGGCGUACUGCGCUGGGCGACUGUGAAGAGCUGGGCUGAUGGAGUCAUCUGUCAGAGCGGUGUUCUCUCAGAGAUCAGUGUCACUGGGAGACCGAGCAGCGCUCAGCCCUCUCCACAGCCUGAGAAUGGAGAAAAAUACGGCAGACGUCCAACGCUGAGGGUUCGAUAUCUGCUGUGAGCUUUGUGACUGGAUUUCUCUAGAUGUUUGUCACACAGUGUAAGAAACUGCUGCAUGUUGAACAAUGCAACAACAGAAUCUCACUGCAGAUACAAGGCAUGUAAAAUAAUGAGAAGGAGGAAAAAACCCUGAAACCUCAAAAAGCAACAACAGCAACAAAGAGACCAAAAAAAGGAGCCAGUGUCCUUGCUUGAGCAUCUGCUUUAAUUUGUGCUUUGUAUCAAAUAUGUGUUUUGUGUUUCUGGAGGUUAAAGACAAACUGGACAUUGAACUGAAUACACAAAAAAGACCAAACAAGUGAAGAAGAUGGCAGAAAACAGAGGAGACCCUUUUUUUGAUUUGCGCAGAAUCAUAUUAAUGUUUUUGUCCAGACUGACUUUGAUGAAAAUGUACAGAAAAGGAAGAAACGUUGUGUUGACUGUACCUCAUACAGUGAGGUAACCACGGUGGUGAUGUUCAAGCGGCCCCAUCCAGGGCCCAUGAGAAAUUGGCAGCUGCUCUCAUUCCUGGCUUACGUAAAGCGGUCAAGGGAUGGUAUGGGAUGAAUUAUAGAUAAGCUAAAAAUGGUCAUCCCUUGACUUAUUCAAGUGUUUUACAACAACAAAUAAAUCGUUUUAUAUUGGUUUAAACCAUGAAUACUGCAGAGUGUUACUGUGUAAAUGUGUUUCCGAGGGGAGUCGUGGCAAUUCUGCGCCGUUAAACACUUUCUCUCCCCCUUUGCCAUCAACAUGUUGUCUGACUCACAUGGCUUGGUGUGCAAUGAUGAACUUCUGCGCAGUAGCUCACCCGACCUUUGACAUGAAAGCUGAUAGGAAGGAGGUGUGCACGCAAAUCAAAGAUAAAAAUACAUGGUAUAUAGACAUGACCUGUAAAGGCACAUGCAUACAGUAUGAAUUGUAACACUGUGACUCAAGAUAACAUGUCACCUCUGGCACAAGGGUGUGUUUGCAAUGCUAAAUAUAAGCUGUUGUGCAUGCACGUCACGCAGAUUUUUUGUGAAAUGAUGCUGCGUACGUGCCGUGCAGUGCCAUCUCAUCAAUGUCUCCACCGUGCAAAUGCCAAAAAGUCAGUCUGUGCUAAUGACUGCAUGUGCCCAGUUACUCUACAGACAGUGUUUAGUAUUCAGCCUUAUUGCCAGCCUGUCUGCAGGGCCUGUGGAGUCUGAACAAAGCUCUGUGCCCUUAAGGGAGAACAAAUCCUCUCUGGUAAGCAUGCUAGUGACAAAGAAAGAUGAAUAAGCAGUGGUACAUUUGCGGCUGAAUAUUUUCUUUUCUUUUUUUUUUUUAGAAAAAGGGAAGCUUUUUUUGAUUUUAUUUUUAAACAUCAACAUCAUUUACCUUUGAGUGGCUAAAUAUUUUUGCCAGAUCUAGCUCAACUUGACUUUGUAUGUAUGACUUUUUGCACAAUGUUAAUUUAUAAUUGCUAAAUGCUGUGUGUUAAAGUGUAUAUGUGUUAAAACAGUUGAUUUAUCUGAUUUCUGUAUUUUUUCUAUAUUUUGUGUGUGUGUAUGAGAGAGUUUAUAGUUGGGUAUGAAUGUGUGAAGUUUCAGUAUUCCAGAUAUGUGCAUGUGUUACAGUAGGUUGAAUCACGGGCCGCAGCAAGAGGUGCAGUGGGAUGAUGUAACAGUGCAACAGGCUCAGCGAUCAGAGGGCGAUAUGAGUCAGUCCUACCCCGACAUAUACAGAACCACACCACAGGACAUUCCUAGAAGUCAUGCCUAUAUGAGGCAUAGGCAAGACAACGCUCUGCGUUUUAUCAUGGAAGCUUUGCAGUUCAGAGUUGAAAUUGAAAUCGAAGCACAACGGCGACGUGUUUGUCAUUUGGAUAACGCCUCUGGUGCAUUUUACACUUCAGCCAGGUGCUGGUGUUUUUCAUCAGCACCCGCUGAGGGUUGUAAUAGAGCAGGUGGAUAUCCAACAGCCAGAGCUGAGCUGGGAGUGUGGCACACACAGUGGCACCGCUGGAGCUCAGUGGUGAAUUUUCUUGCUCUGCAAAGCAGGAGACAUGCUUUCAAUACUGACACAUUAACAAAGGAAUGUUGUGCACCUUGAGUUAAAAAAGGAUUCAGUAGUGUGUAUAAGUGCAAUGCUGAUUUUAUUUCAAUCUAAUACAUGUAUUUUAAGCUGUGACCAUAACCAUUUAUGUUUUUUUCGAAACCAGCAGCUUGUGUCACUCUCCUCUCUGGACCAAAGUGGUUCUGUCUGAAUGUAUUCUUUAAAAGGGCCAAACAGGAAGGUUCCUUUGUAUUUUCUCAUAGAGGUGGUUAAUAAUAAUAAUAAUAAAUUUCAUUUAUAGAGCACUUUUCAUUGCUAAAAGCAAUCUCAAAGUGGUUAUGUUCAGUGUAUGUGUUGUGAGGAGCCAGUCAGGUAAAAACUGACUGUGUUCAUCAUAUAUUGUGUCCGCUUUUCAAACUUUGUCCAACUAGUGAAAGAAUAAAUUACAAUGUAUGUGAAAGAGUAUUUUAACUUGCUGUGUUUUUGUUUUUUUGUAUUGGUGAAUAUUCAUAAUGUUAAAAUAAAAAGGAGAACGCAUGUGCAGAUCAA